AUGGAGGAUGCGCAAGAAGCUCAGGUUACUUUCCUGGAUGAUUUGUUCAGCUCGAAAUUCGCGAUACAGGACGUUGUAGAGGACGACUUCUUUUCCUCAGAGGAACGCGAAAUCGACACUACGCCUCCCGAAGAAAGUGACAGACAGAGUUCUGAGGAUGAUCUCGCCGAGCUCCUCGAACUCAUCAACAGCAUCAAGCUUCUACCGGGAUCCUCAAAGAUCAGCUAUGCAACAGCGGGCAUGUUCAAUGGCGUCAACAGCCAUCCCAUCGACACGGGGGCCUUCUUUCAAGUACGAAAGCUAGAUCAGCCCGGACAUAACAGGCAGAUAGUGGCCAAGUAUCCCAGGCUCGACCCUACGCGGGAAGGCGGCGGCAUUUCACGCAAGAACAUCGAGGCCAUCAAGCUGGAGAUCCAAGCGCUCUCGCACCAGCCGAUUCUUGAUCAUCCCAACGUUGUAGAUCUACUGGGCUUCUCGUGGGCAAGGAUGAGUGCCGUCGAAGAACGCAGUCAGAUUGUACCGGUGUUACUACUCGAGUUUGCAUCCCAUGGCACCUUGCGAGACUACCUGUGCGAUAACACAACCUCGCCGGCAGAGCGACUUCGGCUGGGAAAAGGUCUAGGGGAAGGACUUGACGCGCUGCACAAGUCGGGGAUUGUCCACGGAGACCUCAAGCUGGACAACGCUCUAGUUUUCGACCAUCCGGAUGGCGGCGUCGUAGCGAAGCUAGCAGACUUCGGAUCUGCCGUCCAGCUUCUGGAGGGCGGUUACCAGUACAGAGGCGGUACCCCUCCCUGGACUGCCCCGGAGUGGCGCAAGAGUAUUGAGCCUUGGGAGCAGCAUGCUGCCGACAUUUACUCGUUUGGCCUUCUGAUCUGGACGUUGUGCCUCGAAGGUAGGAACCCCUUUUCUGGCCUGUCCGCCAACGAAAUAGAAGAUCGAAAAACGCGCGAUGUGACCGAGAGCGAUGCUGUCAAGUCUGUCGCCGACCACCACGAGUUUUUUCGACAUGCCGUGGAGAUUUCGACUGAGCUGGAGCAAUUCGAGCUCUACCUCACGUCCGUGAUCUGCCCGCGCAAAGCCUUCAGAUACACAUUAAGAUUCGAUACCCACCAGCGGGACCUGGGCGCCGCGUUAUCAGCCCUUUCAGUCGAUGACUUUUACAGUGCAAACGAAGACCAGGAUGAGUCGGCUUCGAAAGAGUCACCUCUGAUGUUGAAGGAAUACAAGAGUAUCAAUACAUACACCAAACUCACCGAUAUGCCAGAACAGGUACGGCAGUGUCUUUUCCGUAGUUUCACAGCUGCGGUCAACGAGAGUCAGGCGGCCCAGCUCGAAAAGGCUGGGAUGUGCUUCCAAUUAGGACUGGCCUGCCUAGAUGGGUUCACGAGCUACUGGAGCAUUCCUGCGGCCCUGAACUGGCUUGAGAAGGCGGCCACGCUGGGGUCAGAGGCCGCGCGUGGUGUGAUCUAUCGCAUUUUCUGUGCCACUGCACGAUCCAAGCUUGAGCAGGAUCCAGAACUAGCCAGUCGUUUGCGAGGCUUCUUGGCCGCCGCGACUGCCAUGGGCUCCAGCAGUGCCAGACAAAGUCUGUGCGAGCUUGAUGUAGAGGCUGCUCGCGUUUCCACGGAAGCCUUCAAGGGUCGCUUUCUCCCAGAAGGCAUGGGCGCGGUUUCCAUGCGACUUGACAAGGAGGUCCUCGAAGCUGUCAUCCAUCCGCGCUGGCAGGAGGGCCUUUCUCCGGGUCAGAAAACCAAGUUUCAGGACCAGCGAUCAAGAACAUACCUCAACCGGAAGAAGGGAAGCAUUCUGCAUUUCGCCAGCGCGUAUGGUGUGGACAGAGAUGGUUUCGAGGGAUUCCUUGACUUGGAGAAACCUGAUGUAAACGCGAAGGAUGCUGAUGGAAACACGCCGCUGCUGAUGGCGAUGCGCGCAGGGCAUGCACACCUGGCACUGGCACUACUUCGUUACGGAGCUGAUCCUAACGCUUCGAAUAAUCUGGGACAGAGGGCCUGUCAUUGGGCUAUCCAUGUCGAUGACCAAGGAUUACUGGAAGAACUCAUCUCCGUCAUGGUUAGUAAAGGCGCAGAUCUCGAGGCCGUUGCCAAGCGAACAGAUGUCAGCGAUGGCCAAGUCUACAGACAGGAGCAGUACGAGGGCACACCCCUAUUCUGGGCUGUUGUUGAAGGCAGGGACGAUGUCAUCUCGGCCUUGCUCAAGAACGGAGCUUGCCCUACCACUCCCGGCACGUACAUGAGUCCCUUUGAUCUUGCUGUGGGGUACAAUGCCUGGCGAACCAUCAGGCUCUUUUCUCGGCACGCUCAACAUCCCAUCACAUCGCGGAUUGUCGGGCCUACCCGGAGUGAGAAUAUAGGUGGCUCUCUUGAUAUAAUUACAGAGGACUGGGUCUCUUUCGCCAUGUGCUGCUUCCCGCGCCAUUACCACAUGAUGAGGCAUGGUCACUGUUAUGGGGAUGCGCUCAAACUCACCUUGGUGGAACUAAAGAGAGCCAAGCUUCUCGAAAACGACGUACUUGGACCACUUCGCAAAGCCCUUCAGAGUGGAGGACCGAUGGUAGACGACUUAUUGUGGUAUCAGAGCUGCAAAAUGAGGCCCGUCUCGUCAUGGGAUCUUGCCGCAAUGUUCAUUGACGAGGCCUCUCACAUCAGCCCGGAUGCGGCGUCGAUCCUGCUGGACGGGAUGGCUGCCGAUGAGGGAAACGGCCCCUUGCCAGAUCUGACUCCUCUCCUCUUCACAUACCCCAGCUCUCACCGUGCCGAGGUUGGAAUAUUUUCGAGAUUAUUGGAUUUGAUCAAUCCGGCGUCAGUCGACAUUCCAGAUGUGCAUGGAGUAACAUCGUACCGUAAUGUUACCCCCUUCAUGCUGGCAGUCCUUGGUGGCGCCUUUGAGUUCGCGACGGAGCUUUUGGCAAGAGGAGCAGACCCGAACUUCGAGACUGCUCAAGUCAACACGUCUGGAACAGCGUCGGUCAAAGUCAACAUCCUCCACCUUCUGAUCUUGGUAAACGAGGAUACGUCUCUGGCUGGACUCCGAUAUCUACUUGAGCCGCAACAUCCCUUUCACGACCGCAAGCCGGACUUUGUUGUUUGUAAAGAACUGGGCUUGACAGCGCUUACAUAUGCCGCGAGAUGGGGGAACACAAUCUUGUUCAAUUACCUUUUCAAUCAUUUCCACUCCAGCGAAGCGCUGGAUAUGCGGGGGCUCAACUACGGUGACACGGCGCUACACACAGCCGCCAUUCAUGGCAACUACGAUGUGGCUGUGGCCCUCGUCAACCGAGGCGCGAAAAUCAACGUCCUUGCACAUACGGAGGACGGGAAGCUCAUGUCGCCACUGGACUUUUGCUACGAUACGGACACUUACAGCACAAAUGUCCCCCGCACAAGCAGACAUUGGGAAGGUCUCUGGGUCGCGCGGCUUCGUACAGCCAAGUUCCUUGCUGACAGGGGCGGAAGGAUGCUGGUACGCCAUGCCAUGCCCAUUGCCUUCCAUUUCCUGGUACACGCCUGCUCGGGAAACUGGCCAAGGCUGUUCGCGGAAGCGUUUGAGCAGACUCCCGAAGACCUCAAAACGCAGGAGUACCUGGACACAUUGCUGUUCCGAGCUGCCGACUCUGGCAGCGAGGACGUCGUGAGUCUCCUUAUCGACGCCGGAGCCUGCGUCAAUGCCCGGUCGGCGCGUGGACAGACGCCGCUCCAUCGGGCGGCCCAGCGUGGGUACAUGUAUGUUGCCAGGGUGCUCGUCCAGCGCGGUGCGGACGUGAGGCUCCGUGACGACAAGAGCCGGACAGCCGCUGUGCAGGCCUUCACCCACGAUCACGACAGCUUAGUCAUGUUUCUCCUGGCUCAAGGGUCGCCUCGGGACCUUCCGACCAUGACCGAGGUGCCAUACACUGUGGAUUAUCUGGAUCGACGGACGAACACGACUUCUGCACAGUCGAUCAUCGCUACAGUAUGCUUCUUGCAUCUGCCCAUGCCAGAGGAACCGGGGGCGAGUGCAGAGGAAACUGACAGAACGAGCUACUGGGUGCUGAGGGUGCGCCGACCAGUUGAGGGCGGUGAUGACAAGAGUCCUUCGUCGGUCGUGAAGAGUAGCAAAGAGAACGAGAGGUUGCUGAUCAAUAUGAGAGGCGAAGGUUUUCAGGCGGCCUGGAAAGCGGCGCAAGAGCGGGCUAACGAGAGCGGACCAGCACCGAGAAGGAACGAGCAGGAUGAUACUUCCGACAAGUAUUAG
Molecule: messenger RNA, 4254 nt
Organism: Verticillium nonalfalfae
Lineage: Eukaryota; Fungi; Ascomycota; Sordariomycetes; Glomerellales; Plectosphaerellaceae
Exons: 3
Coding region: 1-4254 (1417 amino acids)
Biological process (GO): protein phosphorylation
Molecular function (GO): protein kinase activity; ATP binding; protein binding
Source: RefSeq, a predicted model, not a curated record